Messenger RNA from Symbiodinium sp. CCMP2592, 612 nucleotides. The record is from the annotation of a GenBank genome assembly. Lineage: Eukaryota; Dinophyceae; Suessiales; Symbiodiniaceae.
AUGGUGCCUCGGUGGUUGGCUUUGCCUUGUUUUUUGGCAUUCCCAACCCGGGUGGAGCUGCGUGAUGUGCGAGGAGACGUCGUAGCUGAGCGGCCGAUGGUCGUCGGCCUUUGCGAAGAGAAGCAGGGUGUCGCCCAAUGGCUGGUGGCAACUACCCGGGAAGGCGCGCAAUAUGCGCUGGGGCACGUCAAAAUUCUGGUGAUUGAAGAGAACAAGUCGUUGCUUUGGUUGGUGGGCACUGUCUCCUCAGCUUUAGCAGGUUGGUGUGUCUACGUACUUCGGCGCCUCCACUACGAGCGCAUCGAAGGAGCGAUGAGUGAAAUUUCAUUGAAGAUGAAGCACAUGGAGCAGAUCGCGGGUGAGCAGGAGAAGGACAAGGUGCCCCGAGCCAUUUCGAAGAUCGAGAUGGUCACCAUCAUUGGUCCUGCGGUGAUCUCGGCCUUCUCCUUCGGCUACCUGGCCGGACGAUCCAUUAGCAGCUACAAGUGGCACAAGCAACUGAGGGUGACUCAGGGCUUGAACAGCAAUCGUGUCUAUGUCGCAGUGAUUCCGGAGCACCUCUUCGAGGCCCAAAAGGUAGCUUCGGAGCUGGCGCCUGGAUGCAAGAGUUAG